This is a messenger RNA of Myotis davidii, 2503 nucleotides long. It is a transcript of the gene SNX10, whose product is annotated as sorting nexin 10. Gene Ontology annotation, biological process: intracellular protein transport. The transcript has 7 exons. The coding region runs from base 300 to 785 and encodes 161 amino acids. Gene Ontology annotation, molecular function: phosphatidylinositol binding. The record is from RefSeq and is a predicted model, not a curated record. Lineage: Eukaryota; Metazoa; Chordata; Mammalia; Chiroptera; Vespertilionidae.
AUCCAUCCUGUUGUGCUGAAGAUGCUUCCUGAAGAACAGAAAGAGGCAAUUCAUUCAUUCAUUGCUGCAGGCAUUUAUUUAUUCAUUAAGUAAUAUUAAUAGAAUCAUUCGGAUAUGCCAGGCAUUCAAGUCCUACAAGACAGCCUAAGCUACCCUAAAGGAGCUUAGCAUCUGAUGGAGGAGGCCUCUGGGUAAUUACUGUGGAGUUCGUGAGUGUCUGGGUGCGGGAUCCUAGGAUUCAGAAGGAGGACUUCUGGCAUUCUUACAUCGACUAUGAAAUCUGUAUUCAUACCAAUAGCAUGUGUUUUACAAUGAAGACGUCCUGUGUACGAAGGAGAUACAGAGAAUUUGUGUGGCUGAGGCAGAGACUCCAGAGUAAUGCAUUGCUGGUACAACUGCCAGAGCUUCCGUCUAAAAACCUGUUUUUCAACAUGAACAAUCGCCAGCAUGUGGACCAGCGGCGCCAGGGUCUGGAAGAUUUCCUCAGAAAGGUCCUACACAACGCGCUCCUGCUCUCAGACAGCAGCCUGCACCUCUUCUUGCAAAGCCACCUGAACGCGGAAGACAUCGAGGCGUGCGUUUCUGGGCAGACGAAGUACUCGGUAGAGGAAGCAAUUCACAAGUUCGCCUUGAUGAACAGGCGCUUCCCUGAAGAAGAUGAAGCCGGAGAACAAGAAAACAAUAUAGAUUACGGUUCAGAAAGUUCAUCCUCCGGGUUUGGCCACAGUAGUGAUGACAGCAGUUCGCAUGGGUGUAAAACGAGCACGGCUCUGCAGGAAUCCUGAAAAAGAAUUCUAACAUGACCAUCUUCGGAACAGCAAAUUAUGUCCAGUCACAGAGGAGAAAGCCCGCUCAUGAUCUAUUUUUACCUAAAGCUCACUGUCAUGAUAGUAGGCACUUAAAUUCUUUAAGACGUUGGGUUGUUUACUCAUGCUGUUUUCAUGUUGUCUUAUUUUGGCUAAGCUUCCGUAAAAAGCUAAAGGCCUGUGACUGCAACUCUCUCCUAUACAGGCCAACAUUAUUGGUAAAACAAGAUCCUGCUCCCAAAUGACAUGGUGUAUGUGUUUAAAACAACAACAACCUGGUUGCUUUUACUGAAUUUGAAAAUAUAGGUAAAUAGUUAGCAUUUGAAAUCCAGACAGUGGAUUCCUUUUUGAAUCAACGGGGCAGUGUUCGCGUAAACACAGCACGUAUGAGCUUAACCACUCUGAAGACUGACAACCUAGACCAGACGGCCUCGCUCAGACAUGGGCUGGUAUUUUGUGGGUACCUCCCCCGCACCGGGAAGACACUUUGCUUUUGGGUAUUUGGACUCUUGGAAGAGAGUUUAACCUUGCCAGUAUUCUGUUUCACACUUAGAUGGGAACAGAGACACGCUAAAAUAAUGUUUACAUCCCAGACAAAACAGAAACCGUGCCAGUGACUUUGCUUAGGCUUGCAAUAUGUAGAUUAAGAAAUACAGUCUCUUUGUCCAAAAAUCAGCUUUAACACAUGGUUUCUGGAGACAAAUCAUUUGUUUUCAUUAUCUUUGUGUAAUUGGAAUUACAGGUUAAUGAUUUAUUUUCUGACUAAAUGUGCAGUUUCCUAUCCGUAGAUAACUUUGUCAGUGGUGGUGACUUGUUACUGAUCUUUAAGUUAGAAGUAGGCUCUAAUAAAAGUAACUUUAGUGUUAUCAGUAAGUAUUCCUGUAAUUUAGAAAAGGAUAUAAAAAUUAUUUAUUCAUUUUUUUAAAAAAGCCUUUUCAUUUUAGGUAGCUUCCAGAGGAUUGGUGUAACUUAAAAUAAUUCAAUACAAUCUUUUUUUUUUUUAAAAUGGCCCAAAGAGAAAACGUCUUAAACUACAUUGAACUUCAACUUUCAGAUGAGAGAGCACUUUCUUAAGACAAUUACCCAAGCUUCUUCCCUGUCGAAUGGUACAAAAUAUCCCUGAAACUAACAGCAAGGUAUUUUCACAUACCUGGGGUAACUUGUUGCUUUAAUUAAAUGUUACCUCACCUCAUCUCCACUAGGAGUUUAAAAGUUACUGUAUUAUUAAAAAGUCUUUGAAAUGCUUGUAAUUAAGAAGCAAUAGAAAAAAAAUUAAAUUUAGAAUAAGAAUGAUUCCAUGCUUUCUCCUUUUCGUUUUUGUUUGGUCUAAAACAUUGAACUUAUGUAAAUAUUCUGAUUUAAUGUAUUGGGUCUUAUUACUUUAUCACCUAGGACUCAUUAUCUUAAUACAGAAAAAAAGAGGCUUAGCAAUUUCUUUUUAUCUGGCCAACACGUAAAGUUUACCAUCCUGUCAUUUAAGAGCGGAUCCCAGCUCCUCGGCGACAUGUAUUUGAAUCACAUUAUUUCUGUUUUUCAGCAGUUUUGAAAAGGAUGUAUAUAUGCUACCAGUUGUCAUAUUAUUUUUAGAUGAUGUAAACAGCCAUCAAAAUGGGUAUUAAGUAAUGCCUGAUAUGUGGUAUGCAGACUUCACGAGAUCACCGUUUUCACAAUAAACAUGAAAAAAAAAACAAAAACAA